Messenger RNA from Amyelois transitella, 1374 nucleotides. RefSeq names its product ichor (gene ich). The transcript has a single exon. Gene Ontology annotation, biological process: embryo development; embryonic hindgut morphogenesis; embryonic pattern specification. Gene Ontology annotation, cellular component: nucleus. The record is from RefSeq and is a predicted model, not a curated record. The coding region runs from base 1 to 1374 and encodes 457 amino acids. NCBI's taxonomy places the organism in Eukaryota, Metazoa, Arthropoda, Insecta, Lepidoptera, Pyralidae. Gene Ontology annotation, molecular function: DNA-binding transcription factor activity, RNA polymerase II-specific; RNA polymerase II transcription regulatory region sequence-specific DNA binding.
AUGAAGUGCGCGGGCGUGGCCGGCGGCGGCGACGAGCUGCUGCUCGGCUCCUGCUGGCUCGACUCCAAGCUGGAGGCCGGCUCCCCUCCCUCCGCCUGCCACGAGCUCAUCGACUCUCUCCUCGCUCCACCGCCCCUCGCGGAACUCAAACCACUCCCCCCCUUCACCGGCUACACCGGACACCUCUCCAUCAACGGCAUCUCCGGGCACCACUUCCAUGCCAUCGCACAACGACUCCCCGAAGAAAACAACAACUACCCCACGCAGAGCGGCUACGGCGGCGACAAUGACGUCGUGUCUUCCUCGACGUGCACCGCCGACGCCGAACCUCCGGACCUCGAAGAUGUGAAACCUUUCCUAGAAUCACCCGACACGAAACCGUUCGCGGAAACAACCGGUUCUGGCGCGGCCGACUCGUGCGCCGCAUCUUGCUCCCCUCCGGCGAAAUUAUUCGACGAAAAUCACAAACAGGACAUGUAUGAUAUCAGUUCGAUUGAAGACAUAGCCGCUAUCAUUGGUUCAGCUAUUGCCGACACGACGGUGCCGUCGCAGCCGGAAGAUCCUGAGAGGAAUGAUUCUAGAGACAGCUGGAUGGACAUCGACGCGUGGAUCGCCGGCGCCUGCGGGCAACAUGGUGACAAAAUUGUUCAACAAGACUUGACAGAAUUCGGUCUGCCAGGUUCCCCGCCGUCACAAAAUCAUCAUUCCAGCCUCGACUUUCCUUGUAAACCUGGCCAAGACUUUGCUAAGACUCAGGAAUUUAUUCAGAAGAACUUGCAAACAGGCUCCACCCUCCAGUCUCUAUUGACACACGGUUACAUGCCACUAUUACAGAACAGACUUCAGAACGGUCCUCCAGUGAAACAAGAGGCGCCGAGUUCAACUAGUUACGGCAUGGAUGUGAUAUCAACGUCAUCUCCACCUGGAAAUGCUGUUUCCACUACUGACGGUGUGGGUGGUAUUCUGAACGGGCGAUACGCAUCUCAUUACGCGCUGAGCCUCAAACCUGACGGGUUAUGUAGUCCAGAAAGAUUGCUGGGCUAUCCGCAUGCGCACACGACAACAGUCACUCCAGUUAGUAAAAAUAAGAGAAAUAGAAGUAAGCCGAAGCAAAGCAACAGCUUGCACGGGAGCUCGCUGCCGUUCCCCUCCGCGACGGCGGCCGAGUUGAGCGGUCUGCUGGGCAAGGAGAAGCCGGUGCACCGCUGCGGGAUCUGCAAUCGAGGAUUCUUAAACAAGUCAAACAUCAAGGUGCACCUCCGCACGCAUACCGGCGAGAAGCCGUUCAGGUGCGACGUGUGCGCAAAAGCAUUCAGGCAGAAGGCGCACCUGAUAAAACACCAGCAGAUCCACAAGCGGAUCGGCAGGGACUAA